Molecule: messenger RNA, 2727 nt
Organism: [Torrubiella] hemipterigena
Lineage: Eukaryota; Fungi; Ascomycota; Sordariomycetes; Hypocreales; Clavicipitaceae
Source: the annotation of a GenBank genome assembly
CCUGAUAAUUCCUGGGUUUGCAAUUUGUGACAGGUAAAUUUGAUCCUUUAGGGCAUAUCAACUCGGGUCCCCAUCUGUUACGACCACCUCCUCCUCAAUGCGCUUGCACACCCUGGAAUAAUAAUUUCUGCAGAGCCGCAGCACGCUUACUCGUUGGGCGGCGUGCUCAGUUGCUUCUCUAGUCAGCCAGAACGCCGGUGAGGCGACACUAGUCGCAAAAGCUUAUGCCCCUCCCCCCCUUCUCGCGUGGAACAUAACGUCCAGUGCCUAUUACUGGUUGUCCACCGUCGUCACAAGCUUUUUCCUUGCGUGGUGAACACGAAGUACCGACAGGCCAACACCCUCUCGCUCAGCUGUCUGUCUGGGUGCCGAGGCCAGAAAGCAGGAGCGAAAAUGCCGAUUGCUACAAAGGGAACUUGUAUGUGGCAGAUCUGUACCCUUUUGCUUUGGCAAUACACUUGUUCAUUCACCACUUUUAUUGCCCAUGUGGUGCUUUGGAAGCGGGACCUAUUUUUCACAUUGUAGGGACAACCCUGCGAUCGUCAAUCAGUAGGCGGCCAUGUGCCCGCGCCAAUCGCUGCAGCAUGCAACUCGUGGGUCAAGCUUGGCUUGGAACAGGAUGUUAAGCAAAGGGAAAAAUCGGAAUGCAUAAAUUGCACCACUGCCCUCGCUAUGAUUAAAAAAAUCGGAGCUGCGAGAUAAAAAGAACAAAGAGGGUUUGAUCCGCUAUUCUGAAUCGCGUGCGAAGCUGUCACUCGGGCCGCUAAAAAAAAGAGAAAGCCCGCUGUAGUGCAGGGUUUAAGGGGACCCUGCCUGCUAUUACCGGAUGACCGGGCCGCAGGAACGUUUCGUUAUCUUGGGCGCGCUAUCGACUUCCAUAGGGCUUCCAAAUUAAGCGCGGCAUUCUCGGCGACCAUGCCCGAGGACCGUUUUUCUUUUGCGAUAAGAAAAAGGCACCUGUCCGGUCUUUUUUCUCCGUCACCGCUACAGUCAAGCUCGUGCCGAUGCUUAUCGCCUCAUCAGACGGUAUCCAGGACGAGACGAACAGUACAACAAUGCCGUGCAGGACUAGGGUCGUAUCGUACGUAGAUGUUGCAAGAGGCACUCUAUCCACGUGCAGACAUCCCUGCUGCAUUUCAGAUAAGAACGACACGCUCUUAUUUCUACCUGCUUAGCGACGAGGUUGCGCAAUUGCGCCUCUAAUUAGAGGCAGUGCUGGCUGGUAACCAGAGCAAGCCUGUUGCAUCGGAUUGGCACUGGGCUGUGACGUAGGGAGCGCAAAGAUGUCACCUUGGACCCCCAAACGGAUAAGGACGCCGCAUCGAUAAUCUUACGGCCAAAAAGAGAGCUAAGACAUGGCGGGCCGACAUAAAAGAUGAGGCGACCACAAAGGGCAGGCACAACCGCUAUGGUGUAGGAACAGUACCAUUUCUAAGCCUGUAUCGCCCGCGCGCGUCGCUACUACCUUCGCGGAGACGUGCUGAUUUUCUGGACAUUCAAAGAUAAAAUAAUAUUUAUUUAUAAGUUAUAGACGAAAACAUUAUUAUAUUUCAGAAUGUUAGAGAUAAUCACACGUACUCUAACAGGAUUAUACAUUUUUUAUGUAGCAUAGAGUUAAAGAUUGUGUAUUUGGGUCUACCGACAUAUAGUUUGGAAAGAGCAAGGUUUCCAAGGUAUGUGAGGAAAACGUAGUUAACACUUUUCAAAAACUUUGUUAUUAGCAUACAAUAUAUAUAAAGACCACAGAUAUCUAUUUGCAAGUAACAUCUUUAUCUCUUAAAUACAGAACUUGCAGAACUAACAAAAUGGGUGCUCCUCCACAAUAUUGCCCAACCGCAAUAAUGCCUUGCUGUCGACAACCGGUCGAUCUUGAAGCUAAUACAGGGUGUGCCUGUCCACAAUCUGUCAAUCUACCAGCCAAUACAGGAUGUUGCUGUCCACAGCCUGUCGAUGUACCAGCUAACAAAGGGUGUUACUGUCCACAAUCUGUCGAUCUACCAGUAGCUAAUACUACACGUCGCUAUCGACAACCUCUUGACGUUCAAGACAAUACUACAACCCCCACAAACCUCGACUGGACACCAAGAAAAAUUAUUUUUCUUUCCCUCACUUUACUUAUUCUUUUAACCAUCGGUAUUACGGUCUCUAUACACUUGGUAAAGAAGAACUACUGAAUUUUGUGGCAUAUGUUGCUCGAGCCGUAACAACACGCAGUAUGCAGCAGGCACUGAAAACAGGCGUUGUUGGCAUCUGUUGCUCGGCUACAACAAGCUAAUCUGUAAUUAUUACUUUUGAUCGACGACAGUUGCGCUACUAGACUAAAAAUAUCACUCUGCCUGUGCUGACUGUGACUCUUACUUCACGAUCGGUAGAAAAUUAUGACUGGCAGGGCUGGUGCUUUACAAGCCCAGGAUAUUUUUGCUAUGCAAAACCCGAGUAUAUUCGCCGUCCCAAAGCCGAGUAUAGCUCUUGUGCUCUUACUUUCAGUUACACACAUGUGGUUGUUGACUUUAGCGAAUGUUAUCACGCUCAACAUCACUGUACCUCGUCAGAUUUGACUUGGUCAUGCCACAAAGCAACUGGAAUUGCGAAGUUUUGGUUUGCAAACUACAUUUCCAUAUUAAACAUUACAGAAUAAUAUAAGUUAUCUUGAUUCUUUUUUCCAAUAGCUAGGUAACUAAUUAAGAGAGUCACGUUUUGACGACCGAGAUUUAAAUAUAAUUAUGU